CCUGGACUCAAGCGAUCCACCUGCUCGGCCUCCCAAAGUGUGGGAUUACAGACGCGAGCCACUGUACCCAGCCCACCUUUGAUCUUUUACCCUGGCUAUGAGGCCAGGAUGUCCCAGAACGGGGUUACUUCUUUUGGGCUGGGUCCUGGAAUGAUGUAUAUUCCACCCACACUGGGGGCGCCAGGGUAUAGGACAGCAAACAUUUUGAACCAGCAGAGCCAUCUCACAGAGAGCUUCUGGGAAGAGGGAAGGCGAACUCUAAUUCGAAUUCCCACCCUGCUCCUGAUCUGUUGUAUGACCAGGCCAGUUACUGCCUCCUCAUAAAUCCUUCGUUUCCUCAUCUGGACAAAGGGGAGACUCUGCUUAGCUGGAGAGGAAAGCAUCUUGCAAAAUGAGAGAAGUUUGGGAAGCUCCAGCUAGUAGGAAGGUAGGCCUGCAUGUCCCAGGCACUGUGGUUAGUCCAUGUCAUAUAAUCCUCCCAGCAACCCUAGGAGGUAGAGAAGAUUAUGCUGCCCAGUUUCCAGAAGGGAAAAAACCAAGGUGUCAAGAUUCCAUAGCCAGAAUGUCAGCCUUAGAAUUGGGCAGCUUGGCUCUAGAAUUGAUGAACUUUCAAUCCAGGAGAACAAGAAGUCUGGGAUUGAUGGCCUGAUGGGAAUUCAGCUCCUUCACCUUCAUCUAGCCAUCCAUCAGUCCUUCCUUCCUUCCUUCCCUUCUCUUUCCUUCCAUCCCCUUGUCUCUCCAGGCAUCUAUUUGUUCCAGGCACCGAGUGGUCGGAUGGUUGAAGAUCUAUCUGGGAAUUACGGAAACAUGUUAGAUUGGUAUGGCAUUACUUGGGCAGCAGCAUAAUGUAAGGGAGAGAGGGAUGUCAGGGGACCUUGGCUGGGUGUCCGCUCGAUGUCCACAUCCCCUCUGCCUGCCCCCUCUUAGGAAUGUGGCUCUCCUGGCCAGGCAGUCACCAGUACUCUGUGCAUCAUUUCCCAGACUUCCCAGAUCACAAAAGCUGCCCAGGGACUGUGGUAAAUAUACAGAUUCCCAGGCCCAAUUCCAAACCAACAGACCCAGAAUUGCCCAGCAUGGAUCCUGGGAAAGCAUAUUUUUAAUAAGCACCGCAGAUGAUUUUUCUAACUGGGCCAGUUUGGGAAAUAGGGUAGAUAAGAAGAGCAGAGACUGGAAUCUGGAAAACAGGAUUCAAGUCCUGCAGCAACCCUUGUUACGUGAACCUUGGUUUCCUGUAAAAUGGGGACGGGACCUCCAGGGGGUCAACCUGCCACCCAGAGGGCAGUAAAUGAAGCCCCUGAAAAGGCCCCUUCCCUUCACUUGCCCGUCACCACCAUCCCCAAGGCUCACCCGUCUCCCUCCUCUCGCUCUCUCUAGCCUGACCGGGCGGGAGGUCCUGACGCCCUUCCCAGGACUGGGCACUGCAGCGGCCCCGGCACAGGGCGGGGCCCACCUGAAGCAGUGCGACCUGCUGAAGCUGUCCCGGCGGCAGAAGCAGCUCUGCCGGAGGGAGCCUGGCCUGGCUGAGACCCUGCGGGAUGCUGCGCACCUCGGCCUGCUUGAGUGCCAGUUCCAGUUCCGGCAUGAGCGCUGGAACUGUAGCCUGGAGGGCAGGACGGGCCUGCUCAAGAGAGGCUUCAAAGAGACAGCUUUCCUGUAUGCGGUGUCCUCUGCCGCCCUAACCCACACCCUGGCCCGGGCCUGCAGCGCUGGGCGCAUGGAGCGCUGCACCUGUGAUGACUCUCCGGGGCUGGAGAGCCGGCAGGCCUGGCAGUGGGGCGUGUGUGGUGACAACCUCAAGUACAGCACCAAGUUUCUGAGCAACUUCCUGGGGUCCAAGAGAGGAAACAAGGACCUGCGGGCACGGGCAGAUGCCCACAACACCCAUGUGGGCAUCAAGGCUGUGAAGAGUGGCCUCAGGACGACGUGUAAGUGCCACGGCGUGUCAGGCUCCUGUGCCGUGCGCACCUGCUGGAAGCAGCUCUCCCCGUUCCGUGAGACGGGCCAGGUGCUGAAACUGCGCUAUGACUCGGCUGUCAAGGUGUCCAGUGCCACCAAUGAGGCCUUGGGCCGCCUAGAGCUGUGGGCCCCUUCCAGGCAGGGCAGCCCCACCAAAGGCCUGGCCCCAAGGUCUGGGGACCUGGUCUACAUGGAGGACUCGCCCAGCUUCUGCCGGCCCAGCAAGUACUCGCCUGGCACGGCAGGUAGGGUGUGCUCCCGGGAGGCCAGCUGCAGCAGCCUGUGCUGCGGGCGGGGCUAUGACACCCAGAGCCGCCUGGUGGCCUUCUCCUGCCACUGCCAGGUGCAGUGGUGCUGCUACGUGGAGUGCCAGCAAUGUGUGCAGGAGGAGCUUGUGUACACCUGCAAGCACUAGGCCUACUGCCCAGCAAGCCAGUCUGGCACUGCCAGGACCUCCCGUGGCACCCUUCCAGCUGCCCAGCCGGCCUGCUGGGCAGGCAGUCAUCACAUACGUGCAUAAACCGGCAUGUGUGCCAAUGCACACAAGUGUGCCGCUCACCACCAUUCCUUGGCCAGCCUUUUGCCUCCCUUGAUACUCAACAAAGAGAAGCAAAGCCUCAUCCCUGAACCCAAGCAUCUCCAACCUUGUUGAGGACUUGGAGAGGAGGGCAGAGUGAGAAAGAUGUGGAGGGAAAUAAGGGAGACCAAGAGUACACCAGGACUGAAGUUUUGGAGGGGAGAGAGGGGCUAUUCCAUCUUGCUUCCUGGGAUGAAUGGCUUGGAGCCAGCAUGUUCUUGGAAGGUGAACUGCUGGGCUGGGAAUGCCAAGGCAGGCAGUGCCAGCUGGAAGUGAAGGUGGGAUCCUGGCUGGGAUGGGCCAGUUGGGUCCUGUGGCCCCGCUCAGGUGCAGUGAGCUCCAGGUGUCACACACCUCCACCACUCCCCUGGUUUUGCUGUGCCAGAGAUGGGGAGAAAGCCCAAGCAGUAGAAGCCAUCCAUUCAGAGAAAGGAGAGCUUUCUGCGCUUGAGUGAACCCAGGUGAGAUCUGUGCCCUGGAGCCCUGUGUCCUUGUUUUGGCUUUUCAAAUAUGCCUCGCCUGAGGCCUUAUUCUUGUCUUGAGAGCUGGGUUCUGCACACUCACCCAGAUGUGCUCAAAAUGACCACCAGUGCAGGUAAGGCAGGUGGGAGAAUCAGUCACCAAGGCGGGACUCAGUGACCUGAGGUUGAACAGGGAGACAGUGGCCCCUCCCUGUGUUCCUUCCUGGUCAAAGGAAUCUUUACUCCCAACCCAGAGGAGGAGGGCGACAGCUUCCUGGUGCCUGGCAGUGACGUGGCAAGCUCAGUUUCUCAGCUGGCUCUUGAGACAGCUUUGGUGACUUCCUGUGGCUGGGGCCUGCCUGGUCUGUGAUGCCCCCAUACCAGCUGAGUUCACAAUACUGAAGACCAGCAGGCUCAGGAGCUAUGACUUGAAGUUACAUUUCUAUUCUUGCGGCUGCUCAUCUAAUUAAGGCUUUUGCCCUGGCUGGGGUUAUAGGUGCUUGAGUCCUUGCUAAGCCUGGCUCCUGGGUAGCCUCCUUCAGUGCCUAAUGGCCUCUCACUUGGCCCUCACUUUGGCUCUUACUUGAGGAGACGUGACUUUGAUCAUUUCCUCAGAUCCUGUGGACAUUUUCAGCAACACCUGCCAAGGCCCUCUGUGAGAGGAGGAGAGACUGGCACCUCUGCACAGGCACACAUGGAUGCACAGCCCCUGAACCAAACUGGGGGUUCCUGUUGCACACGCCUCUCUGGUUCAGGAUGAAGACCUUGCAGGGGUCACCUUGCUGGAGGCAUUGUACUUCCCCAGAGUGGGGCCCGAUGCCAGCCAGGAGGAAGUGACUUCUUUCGGGAAGCCCUUGGCCACUUUGCUGGCCCUGCCACGCCCCUCUGUCAGCUUCCUUUCUCCCUAAACCUAGAAUUGCUGACCCUUCACUGACACAGGAAACUUCAGAAUCAGCUGAAUGCUCAGAAACCUCUCCUGUGCCAGCUCCAGGACAAAGGCCCACUCCCUGGGCCCCGGCCGACUCCCUGAGACCUCCAAGGGCGAGGAGGAGCUGCCCAGUCUCCAGUGGAUCAGGGCAGUCUGGUGGAUGCUGGAAGGAUUUUCGACUGCAGAGGCUCAGCCGAGAAGCCAAACUGACCUGCGCCCCUCUCGUUAAAAUGACGUUGCUGACCCAAGCACCUGGCCCACACCUUGGCAGACGGAAAACGGGGAGAGGGCUGGUUCUCUUGUUUCUUCCGCUUUCCCACAGCAUGGAGAGACUUUCUCUGCCUUCCCAAUCCAUCUUGCUCCUCUGAAACCCCAACUCUGCCUCCACCCAGGCUCGGUGCUGGGCAUAAGGCAGCAGGGACCUCACUGGCAGAACAGGGGGCCUGGGAGCAACUUGGGGGCCAGAGCACCCUGAUCCACCAACACGCCACCCACAUUCUGACUUUAUGACUGGCAGUGCCAGGGUUGCGGGAGGGCAAAGGGCAGGCUCUAAGGCAUCUAGGCAGUGGCUGGCUGCUGACAUGGACACCCCAAGUCAAUGGCACAGUGCAGGUUCUGAGGGCUCCUUGGCUUGUGGGGUCUUCUCUGUCUGUCUCUCUCCCUCUCUUCUCCUUCCUUGCUCUCAUCCCUUUCUUUUCCAGUUACCCCUAAAGACCCACCUCUGCCCUCUUGGGGCCCCUGGGGACUAGAGUGACCACUGACCCCUCAUUCUACAGCUUUAAGGGAAAUGCUCACAGGGUAUUUUUGUCUACCUCAAAUAUAUAGUUUUUAGAGCAAAGGAGAAUAAUUUAUGUAGCUAAGAUAUAUGAGAAAGUAUUUAUAUUAUUUAUAUAGUUGCUAUAUUUCAUGGACAGCACAGGUGGGGUUUGUGUGUUUUCCCAGAAACCCUCUGGGGAGAUACAGCCUGAUCUGACCGGGUCCCCCACUGAGCAGGAGGCCAGGUGGCCGGGAAGGAGGUCGAGCCUGUAUCCCAUGACUGGGUCUGUCUCAGAGCUGGUGAGCACAUGUCCCCUCUGUGACCAGCCCUGGUGGGCUCCAUCCAGACCCUCCUUGUGAUGUUUUUAUAGAUUUUCUGCUCUUCUGGGUCCAGGCCCCCUUCUUCUGCUCUGGCAAAAGUGUCUUGCUCAUAAUAAUAAUGACAACUAGAAUGCCCACACCUGGCAUUUGUAAAGCACUUUGCUGUUCAGAAACAAAAACUUUUACCCCUUUCAUCUCACUUGAUUUCUCCGUUAUCUCUGUGAGGUAGGUGGGGCCACAUUACCGUGGCCAUUUUGUAGAUGAGGCCCGGAGACGGAGAGCUGUGCUCAAAGUCACAAUGAAGAGACUUGUUCAGUGAAUAUUUAUGGAACAUCUCCAUAGACCAGGCGCUGUGGGCUGACUUCUCUGAGCCCAGGAGUCCCAAAGCCUGGAUACCCCUGUGAGUCCAAGAACUCAGGAAAGCAGUUCCUUCCCGGGCUGUGAUCCCGGCCUUUUGGAUCUGGAUGGCAUGUUGGCACUUCCUCCAAGUGGAGUCCCAUGUCUCAGGGGCUGAGGCUGCCUGAGAAGGCUGGAGAGACCAGAACCCCACGGAGGCCACUCCAAGGGGUCCUUCUGCCCACAUCGCCC
Molecule: messenger RNA, 5587 nt
Organism: Cercocebus atys (sooty mangabey)
Lineage: Eukaryota; Metazoa; Chordata; Mammalia; Primates; Cercopithecidae
Gene: WNT9B
Product: wingless-type MMTV integration site family, member 9B
Exons: 3
Coding region: 1286-2371 (361 amino acids)
Biological process (GO): multicellular organism development; neuron differentiation; cell fate commitment
Cellular component (GO): extracellular region
Molecular function (GO): cytokine activity; frizzled binding
Source: RefSeq, a predicted model, not a curated record